This is a messenger RNA of Ophidiomyces ophidiicola, 1572 nucleotides long. RefSeq names its product cystathionine beta-synthase (gene CYS4). The transcript has 3 exons. The record is from RefSeq and is a predicted model, not a curated record. Gene Ontology annotation, molecular function: cysteine synthase activity; cystathionine beta-synthase activity. The coding region runs from base 1 to 1572 and encodes 523 amino acids. Gene Ontology annotation, cellular component: cytoplasm. Lineage: Eukaryota; Fungi; Ascomycota; Eurotiomycetes; Onygenales; Onygenaceae.
AUGGCUGCAGACCCUAUGAGAGCCCCGCCGAAGGCGAUGGACUCCGUUACGCAGCAGAUAGGAAAUACCCCGCUGGUGCGACUUAACAGGAUCCCAAAGAGCCUUGGAAUAGAGGCAACUGUAUACGCAAAAGUUGAGUUUUUUAAUGCUGGAGGGAGCGUUAAGGAUCGAAUUGCCCUGCGCAUGAUCGAGGAGGCCGAGCGGGCGGGGAGGAUAAAGCCUGGAGAUACUCUGAUCGAACCCACCAGCGGCAACACUGGUAUCGGGUUAGCACUCGUCGGCGCUGUCAAAGGCUACAAGACCAUCAUUACGCUCCCAGAAAAAAUGUCGGCGGAAAAAGUUGCAGUUCUCCGUGCCCUGAAUGCUACAAUCAUCCGCACGCCAAACGAGGCGGCGCAUGAUUCUCCGGAAUCCCAUAUCGGAGUUGCGAAGCGUCUAGAAAAGGAGCUACCGAAUGCACACAUCUUAGACCAGUAUGGGAAUGUAGACAACCCCUUGGCCCACGAAUUCGGCACUGCGCAGGAGAUUUGGGCGCAGACUAACGGCAAGAUAACAGCGGUUGUUGCCGGCGCAGGAACCGGUGGAACAGUCAGCGGCAUCGCCCAUGGGCUGAAGAAGCACAAUCCCAAUAUCAAGGUCAUCGGUGCCGACCCUCAAGGUUCCAUCCUAGCGCUACCAGAAUCCCUAAACGAGGAGCAUAAGAACGAGCCCUAUAAAGUCGAAGGCAUUGGAUAUGAUUUUAUCCCGGAAGUGCUUGACCAAAAAAUUGUUGACACAUGGUAUAAGACAGAUGACAAGCACUCGUUCAAGUUUGCUAGGCGACUGAUCGCCGAGGAAGGCUUGUUGGUUGGCGGAAGCAGCGGCAGCGCCAUCGCCGCAUUGGCCCAGGCUGCAAAGGACUCCCAAUUCAACAAAGAUGAUAUUGUAGUAGUGGUGCUUCCUGAUAGUAUUCGAAGCUAUCUUACAAAAUUCGCCGACGAUGACUGGCUCGCGGCCAACGAUCUCCUCCCCGCAACGCCCGAAGCCACCCCUCCUUCUCCUGCAGUCCAACCAAAAGGCCCUCGAGACCAGUUUGCUGGUGCGAGUGUCAAAGCUCUGAGACUCAAGCCUGUGACGACAGUAUCUUCGGACACUGCGUGUGAGGUUGCCAUCGAAAUAAUGCGCGAGAAGGGCUUUGACCAGCUGCCAGUACUCGCAGCCGCUGGUCGUCGACUGGUGGGCCUCAUCACACUGGGAAACAUUCUAAGCUGGAUCGCACGCGGACGAGCAACUGGCAAAACUCCCGUUUCAGACGUCAUGUUUGAUUUCUCCAAAUUCUCCGAGGUCGUCACUGAUUCUCGCGACUUGAGCAAACUGGAUAACGCCUCGGCAGGGCUGAAAGAGAAAGAGAACCGCCAGUUCAUUGAAAUUACUCUUGAUACUCCCCUCAGCACAUUGAACCGGUUCUUUGAAUGGAACAGUGCUGCAGUGGUUACUGAAAAAGACGAGAGUGGUAAUAUGAAGCCUGUGGCUGUCGCAACUAAAGUUGAUUUGCUGACAUGGUUGCUACACCAUACAAAUGUUGAUUCCUGA